This is a messenger RNA of Corythoichthys intestinalis (scribbled pipefish), 8595 nucleotides long. It is a transcript of the gene crybg2, whose product is annotated as crystallin beta-gamma domain containing 2. The transcript is spliced from 25 exons. Lineage: Eukaryota; Metazoa; Chordata; Actinopteri; Syngnathiformes; Syngnathidae. The record is from RefSeq and is a predicted model, not a curated record. The coding region runs from base 57 to 6515 and encodes 2152 amino acids.
GAUUUCCCCACAAGACAGGUGGCAAGUAACAACAAAGUUCCGUCCAGUUAAUCCAAAUGGCCAAGAAGACGUUCUCCAAAAAGUCUUUGAAAAAUCUCUUCACCAGGAGCGACUCCAACGUGGAAGAGUCGCCGGUGAAGAGCCCCGAGAAAAAAACACCGGACGGGAAAAAGAAGUUUAAACUGCCAAAAUUGAAGAUCAAGUCGAAGGGGAGUCCCUCUGCCGAGAAAAAGCAGCAGGUGUUCAGUCCUACUGAACCCAAUUACUCUCCAGUGGAUGGACACGACUGGGUUGACAACACCUUGGGCAAGAUGAGCUCUUCUAUAUAUGGCACCGCACCCAGGUCAAAGGUCCAAGAAUUAAGUUACUCUGAGACAGAUCUUCACAAACCCAACAAAUUUGCGACUUUUUCCUUUGGUCUUCUUAAAAAGAGAAAAAAGAAGAAAGAUGAGAAGCUGUCCAGUAGCACUUUUGGUCUCAAUAGCUCUGAUGUUGAGAAACAUGUCGAUUACAGUGAGAUGGUGGAUGAUGACGGCAACAGAAAAACGCUCAGCAUGUCUCAACCGGCGCUCGACACUAGCGAUAGCUUCGAUAUCCCAUCUCCUCCCUCGAUUCAUUCAAACCUUCUCAACUCGUACUUUGCUCUCUCGCAACCUCGCGCCACCGUAACAGAACCUCAGCAGCAACAUUUAACAAAUGGAUCAGACCUCCAUUUGCACCAGCGUGACUCGCCUGAUUUGCAGCAACAUGAUUCAGUUCCAUUAGAGGAAAAAGAAAACCUUCAUGAGAGUGUUCAAACACCUGCGCUGAUGCCUUCUGCUUCCUCUUCUGCCGAGACAGUCUCUCAGUCCAGCCAGCAUCCAUUUCUGGACGCUUCAGAUCAACUUGCGGAUGAUGUCGGCGGCAAUUCAUGUGUCGAGGAUCAGAAUUUUCUUCAGGAAUCCAACACUGAUGCCGAAAUCCCGAUCAGACAACCUAGCGUUGUUUCUCAUCAUGAAACAAAUGGUCAAUUUUCAACAGGAGAACCCAAUGAUGCGGAUAGAACUUUGCAAUCUGAACCAGUUCCUUCCACUGAAGUCCUAUAUUGUCCUACUGAAGAAUCCCUUCCAGAGCAUGCAGAGAAGUCAAGAAAAUCUUCAAAUCAGAAGAUUGAUGAUGUCAAUCAAGAUGUAUUAUAUGGCGCUUUGUACGAGUCUUUGUUCCCCCGUAGUUUCACCUCCGAAGUACUGUCUUCGCUGCCAACGAGUCAUAAGGAUGAAGCAAGAAAUCUGACCACAUCAGACCCUCUUAUAGUUGAAACACCCUCAUAUUUUCAAAAAGAAACCGAUGCUAGCUACUCUAGUCUAUCGGCAUCAAGCGUCCCUACUAGAAAUGUGGAUACUUUCAGUUAUCACCAGAGCUUUUCCUCUUACAAAACUCUAACUACCUCUGAGGACUCUAGCAGCUAUCUUCCUCCCUCCUCUUCUACCUUUUCUUAUUCUGAAGAUCUUCUUCCUUCCUCCUCCUCUACCUUUUCUUAUUCUGAAGAUCUUGACAAGAGUCCUUAUUCAGGCCAUGAAAACACAGGGAUCACGUUCAACAGCCACAGUGUUUAUGAAGAAACACACACUUCUAUCUCUGCCCCUCCUGUUUCUGACAACGGAACGUCCCAAAGGACGGACACUCAGGUUACAAACACCAAACGGAGGGCGAUCCUCCUGAAAGAGGUAUCUUUUGACGAGAACAGCGGUCAUUCUGGAGUUUCCAAGACGCAUGAAGUGAGCGCAAGUCUGAAGAACAAUAUGGAUGUAGCGGAUAAAGAGGUCGUAUCUCCUGGAAAACCGGAUGCUUAUACUUCACCAUGCAGCCCAGUGUAUCUGAGCGUAGGAUCGGACGACAGCAGCGCUGUUGACGUCUAUUUCAGCGCUGAGGAGGACAAUAUGGAUAGUUUGGAUGAACAAACGUACAUUAUGGAUAAGAUAGAAGAAGAAAGUUUUGUGGUCACCAACUUUGAGAAGAAUGCACCAAUGAAACCUGAGACCAACACAAAAUCUGAACAUUUUGAGCUUCCUAGCAUGCAGAUUGAGCAGACGCAAGACCGUCCACAUCCCCGAGAUGACCAUGAAGAGUUACUAAAAAGCCCUAGAGACAUCUCAACCGAUAGGACCGAGUUUCUUAAAGCUAGUUAUGGGGUAGUUGAGGAAAUCCAGUUUGUCACCAAGGAACUACCACAGAUUAAAGAAGAUUUACUGGCCUCACCGGUUCUGCAGGUGAAAGCACCGACGGUAUGCGAGUUUGCUGCACCCUCCGGUAGCAGGCAGGGGGAGGGGAUUGAUGAAACCCGGAUAAACAUCACUGAAACAGCAGAACUUCAUCAACACAAACAGCCCUUCAGUCAUGACGCAUUCUAUCCUCCCGACAGAAACGUGCAAAGUCAAUAUUCACUUCAGACCAACGUAAAACCGGAAGACGAGGACUUGAGCACACUAGAAUUUAAAGAGACAAAAAAUAUUUUAAUUAUUCCAGAUAAUAUUGAAGAAACAAGCCAGGAACAGGCGUGCAGUGAUACAGAAUCCGCCGUGACAGAGAAUUCUAGUGUAGACGGCACUCCAGUUGAACACAAUAGGCUUCUACGGAAGAGCGAGUGGGUGGAUACAAUUACUGAGAGCGCAGGAGUACAACCGGAGCAGGUGCCACUUGCGCUGACAGACCUGAAAGUAGACGCACACCAGCCCAAAACAGGAGCUACAGAGGAACUUUCGUACAAACAGGAGCAUCAGGAACACUGGUCCUCCGCAGAAACUUCUGAAUCCUUGAAUGCAAACACUCCCAAAACAAACACUGGCAAAAUGAAUUCAGGCUACAGCAGCCUGAGCACUACAAUCUCCCUACCGGACAAAACGGACGACUCUAGAUACCGAUUCCGUAAAGUAUCUCUGGUGCAUGAAAAUGACAAUGCGAGCAAACGGGAUGUGGUAGAUUUCAGCAGUAAUGGAAUGGAGCACAGCUGGAAAAACACAUUCGACAGCGUAUCGAGGUUUUCGUCUAAAGAGGAGCCCUCAAUCUUGUCAGAUAGUUCAACGUACAGGCGGUCUGACACAUCGUCCAGCUCCUAUACCUCCUCUGUUUUCCCCGAGGCCACGCCCUACAGCUACGGGAGCCAAAGUGAGCUUGGAAGUCAGCCAAAAGCCUUCCUAGCAGAUGAUACGGACGUGUCCGGUUUUAGCGGAGUCUUCAAAGCCACGCUCGUGGAGCUCGACGACCCGGCGCCCACCUCCUUCUCGCCCCCGGCCUCUCCAGACGCGGACAGCAACCAGUCCGAGAUGGACAACCUGGUGGACACACUGAAGAGCAUGGGGCCCUCGCUCAGGCCAAGGAGCAUGGGGUUGCGAGGGCCACCCCCGACGUUGGUGUCUGCCUUGCCCCCGAUUGUGGAAGACGCAAGCCCGGUCACGGCUGAUGUUUCUGGUCCAGCUAAGAAGAUGGAGACAGGUGCUACAGAGGCGCACAACGGAAUUUAUACACUGCCGGCUGAUCUAGGACUAAAGAGAAACACCGGCAGAGACACGCGAUCACCACUGGAGUUAAUGAAAAAGGAGGCACCUUUGACAAGAGACCUGCCCGUCAGAGCGUCGGCCAGCAACAGUAUUCUCAUGCGGCAAUCUUCCGAGACAUCUGACGAUCACAAAUCCCUCAACGGAACAGUGCAAUCCCCCACAAAAACCCGUCUGGACAACAGCGUCAUCUUCGGAAGUUACAGAUCUUCAUCCACAGAUCAAACACAGGAAAACAACAAAUUCCAUCGCCCCGUGUUCCGCUCCGGCUCGCUUCCGGAUUUGGGUUUUUCUCCCGGCCCUCUGAAGGAACUCGGAGAAGUCGGCGGCAGCACCACCACAGACUCAUCCUCAUCAGUGUCAUUAUCAUCAUCUCGCUUUGAACGCUUAUCUUUCCUCUUGAAUUCCUCGUCUUCUUCGUCCAGCUUGUCGGGCGACGACCACAACACUCGAAUGAGUAUCCCCCCGCUGCAAAACAUCACCUCAUCCAGUACCGGACCUACGCGUGUUCUCAGCCCCACCAGUUCUUUGGAUAAUCACCGGCUGUUCCCCAGCAUAGAGUCCACCUCCUACUCCAAGUUUGGCCAGACAGUCGGUCAGGGAAUUGGCACGAGUACGCCAAGUUCACUUAGUACCCCUUCUCUGCAGAGGAGCUUCAGCCAGGAUUCCUUUUUAGUGGGAAGCCAACACAGUUCGCUGAUCGGCAGCAACCUGCUCAGAACCCCUCAGAUCCAAAAACCGGAGCCGGAGAGGAAUGUAAAAUAUCGAGCUUUCCCUGACGCCUAUCUAACCAAAGAAAAGGAACAUGGAAAACUCAACCCUCGUCCUGGAAAGAUGUAUAUUUUCGACCGACCCGGGAUGUGCGGCCAGAGAAUCGAGCUGCGUAGUGAUGUUGUGGAUGCUACGUCAUGGGAGCUGCAGGAAACUAUCUCCAUUAGGGUGGUCAGAGGAGGGUGGGUUCUUUAUGAAAAACGGAAUUUCAAAGGAGAAAAAGUGGCCCUGGAUGAAGGCGAUAUUGAGCUCACGUGCCCGUUUAAGCAAGAGGAGGCCGAAGAGGGGCAGCAGUUGAAUGGACAGAAAGUUGAAGAAAAAAAGGGUGAAGAAAAUGAGGGAGAGACUCAAGCGAAACCAGCCAGGAGGUUUAUCAUUGGAUCGAUUCGGAGAGCUGUCAGGGACUACAGUGUCCCUGAAAUCAGUCUUUUCCCAGAGGAGAACGCAGAAGGCAAGAAGGUCAUCUUCAGGGAUACAUCAGAUGACGCUCGGAUUUUCGGCUUUCCUAUCAAGGCCAACUCCAUCAUUAUUAGUGCUGGAUUGUGGCUCGUAUAUGCAAAGCCCUUUUUUGAGGGCUCACCACGUGUUUUGGAGGUUGGCGGAUAUUCCAAUCCGGCAGCUUGGGGUGUAGAACAACCGUAUGUGGGCUCAUUGCAUCCACUCAAAGUAGGUGAACCAAGGGUGGAAAACCUAAGCGAACCAAAGAUCGAGAUUUACGAAAGAUCGUACUUCACCGGUAAAUCGAGGAUCCUCACCGGUAACAUGAGAGAUUUCAUGACGCGAGUGGACAGGCAGCAGGGCGCCUUCAUGUACUCUGUGGGCUCCCUCAAAGUGCACGGAGGAAUUUGGGUGGGCUAUGAGAAAGAGGGAUAUAGGGGCCACCAGUACCUGCUGGAAGAGGGCGAGUACCAUGACUGGAGAGUUUGGGGAGGUGCUAACUCUGAACUACGCUCUGUUCGUGUCCUACAAGCUGACCUGAGCGAACCCUUAAUGGUGAUGUUCGAGCAACCGGAGGACGAAGAGGGCAGCGUCCCCCAACAGGAGAACACCUUCGAGGUGACUGAAGCCAUUCCGGAUGUUGAGCUGUUUGACUACAAGAUUAACAGCCGUUCCAUUCAAGUAUUCAGUGGCAUAUGGGUGGCCUACUCGCACGUGGACUUCUCUGGAAACCAGUACAUCCUGGAGAAAGGCUUCUAUAGUAAUUGCGCCGAUUGGGGUUCCCGUGAUACCCGCAUUUGCUCGGUGCAGCCAGUUCGCUUGGCUCCAACUGAUGGGAACAGAAACAGGAAAGAGAUACUAUUAUAUUCUGAGCCGGAGUACAAAGGAAAGUGCCUUAUCUUCAACUACAAACAGAACGCAGCAACAGAAGAAUUCCAGACUAAGUCUUGCAGAGUUGUUGGAGGAAGCUGGGUUCUCUAUGAGAACAAAGACUUCACAGGGACCAUGUAUGUGUUAUCAGAAGGAGGCUAUAGCUCAUUGAUAAGCAUGGGCUGCUCAACAAGUACCUUUAUCCGCUCCAUCAAGGCUGUGCCGAUGAGCUUCUCGGUUCCUUCCAUCUCUUUGUUUGGACUGGAAGGUCUGGAGGGAAGGGAGAUCACAACAGAGUCAGAGUUGGUCAACAUGGUGUCCGAGGGCUUCAACGACCAUGUUCUCUCAGUCAGAGUCAACAGUGGCUGCUGGGUGCUAUUUGAGUUUGGCAACUACAGGGGACGCCAGUUCCUUUUGGAGCCAAUUGAAAUCACGAACUGGCCCAAGUUCAGCUCCAUCCAAACUGUUGGCUCCAUGUAUCCUGUUAGACAGAAGCGGCACUUUUUCCGCAUACGAAAUGCAGACAGUCAGCACCUGAUGUCCGUUCAGGGCGGGGUGGACGAGAUGAAAUCCGGACGGGUGGUGGUCUCGCCUGAAGUAGAGCAAAUGAGCGACAUCUGGUUCUAUCAAGAUGGACUCAUAAAGAAUAAGCUUUGCCCGACCAUGUGCCUCCAAGUGAUGGGCAACGUAGAACCGGCAGCCAAAUUGGUUUUGUGGACCGAGACACGGCAGCCUUCUCAGACGUGGAUGGCUCAGAUGAGAGGACGAAUUAGCAGCAUUACUUUCCCUGGAAUGGUCAUUGACGUCAAAGGUGGGCAAAACUACGAUAAGGAACACGUGGUGGUUAUGCCGGAAAGCGACGAGAGGUUAAGCCAACAGUGGGAGAUCGUACUGGUCAAAUAAUUACGUCGCCAAGCCUUCCUAUACAUCAUUACACAGAAAUCCUAGAACCGGACGCAAUCCCUCACAUACAUAACGAAUACCAUACUACCCAUAGUCUAUAUUAGUGUUAUGUAUUAUACAGAGUACGGGAAGAUUUCUUUGGGGUUAAAAGUUUUUGCAAUUGCACACUAAAGUCGCUUCAUGCUUAAAAUGGACACUUGAUAAAGCCAAAGAAAUGUACGUUAUGCAAAAUAUUUUUAAGCUAUAUUUAUAAUGUAUUGCAUGUUUUACGGUGUUCCUCUUCUCUUUGCAGUAUGAUAUACGUCAGUGUGGGAUGUAUACGUCAUUUUUUGUGAAAAAAAUCUACAUAGAGAGAGAGCAUAAUGUUCACCUUUGAUACUAAAGUCGUAAUAUAUAUUUUAAAAAAAGGGUUGUGGUUUUUAAAUGCCAAUAAAAUAUAUUGUCAAAGAAAAAGAAAAUAGUUGUGGUGUGGUCACUGGUUUGUGAAAAACUUUUUUUUUUCCUUUUCAUGGCCAUGGCUGGGAGAGCUGCCAUUGGCAAAAACGGGUCAAAAUCAGUCCUCCUAAUUUAAAUGAAUUGGACAUUUAUUAUUGUCAAUGGCAGGCAUUGAGAUAAGAAUUGACAGCCGACAGUGGUGGAUGAAUCUUUUUUUUUAUUUAUUUAUUUGAAGUAAAAAUACAGAGAUCUGAGCCAAUAUUCAAAGAACCAGAAAAUUAAUUCACAGCUCAAUUUUAUUUAAAACUGCAGAAUGGGGAAAAAGAAAUGGCACUGUAAACAGAAGCUCAAAAAACUUAGCUUAAUGGUGGAUUUCAAGCAACUAUCAGUUGCAUACCGCCGCCUACUGCACAAGUGUGCAGCACCCAUCUAAAGGUGCGUUGCUCUCAUUUGGUUUUAUUGGUCAAUAUCUUCUUCACCUGCCUAAUCUUGCUUGUACUCAUGUUGCUGCCUCUAGUGCUCAAUUACGGUAUAGUUUCACGGGGCUUAUCGAUUGCACUGGAGGCAUGAAAACGAAACUAUUCAUUCACAAUGAGGAAAAAAAAAAAUCUAACACAGGUGACAAUUUGAAAAGUAAUGGAGUAAAAAGUACAGAUAUGUGCUGUAAAAUGUGAAGUAAAAGUGAAAAAGAAGUCAUAUUUGUACUCAACUACAAAUUUACAAAAAUGUACGUCAGUACAUCCCAUCACUGGCAGCCAAUAUGUUAAUGUUGUAGUUGAUUCUACCUCAAUUUUCAUAUUUUUCUCAAGUAAAUAUUACAUUUGAUUAGAAGUUUAAACCAAAAAAAUUCCACGAUUUUUGGACUAGGUUUGGACCGGGUUACGACGUACUCGACUUACGUGAUUUCGACUUUACAACGCCGGAGUCUCGUCCACUAUUUUGUCUACAGUCGUCUUUUUUUGUUGUUGGAUAAACAGGACCUUAUUGUACAUCCCAGUAUCUUAUUUUUCACUUUAAUUAUACAAAGUGUUUUGUCUUCACUAAACAUGAAAUAUUUCAGCUUGACAGACAGCAAACAAGGCAAUUGUGGUUUAAAGCUGUAACAUACAUAUGUUCAAAACGACACACAUUUUAACAAUAAAACACUUGACACAAAACAAUUGGCAUUCAAAUAUCAAUCUAGUCUGAUCAAUCUGUAAAUGCUAUGAAUGCUAACGUAUUUACGUUACAAUUCUCAUAGCAAAUCGCUCUCGCGUAACUCCACUAACUGUAGCUCUAAACUUAAUUACAAAUGCAUACUCAAACAUAUAUUAGCUGAAACAACUUACAGCCUUAUGUGGGCCAAACCAGAGCUUUGACACCCCUAAUAUAUACAGUAUUAACACGAUUAAAAAAUUUAAUCGAGUUAAUUACAGCUUAAAGAUUAGUUAAUCGUAAUUAAUCGCAGUUCAAACCAUCUAUAAAAUAUGCCAUAUUUUUCUGUAAAUUAUGUUUGAAUGGAAAGAUAAGACACAAGAUGGAUAUAUACAUUCAACAUACGGUACAUAAGUACUGUAUUUCUUUACUAUAACAAUAAAUCAACAAGAUGGCAUUACCAUUAUUAACAUUCUGUUAAAGCGAUCCAUGGAUAGAAAGACUUGUAGUU